Molecule: messenger RNA, 5547 nt
Organism: Symbiodinium natans
Lineage: Eukaryota; Dinophyceae; Suessiales; Symbiodiniaceae
Source: the annotation of a GenBank genome assembly
AUGGCACAGGAAGAUGUGGGUACACCACCAGGGGCGACCCCGACGCCCAGUCUGGCUAACCCGUUUAGUCCAGGAGCACGAAGCCCACUGCAGCCGCCAGCAGCGACUCAGGCAACUAGUGGGCCACAGGUGUACCAAGUGUCUACUCCGCGAGACGAUCCAACUUCAGCAGUCGGACCGACGGUGGCAACCAGUGACUUGUCUGCUGUCAUGGGAAUGAUGGCACAAACGCUGCAAGCAGUGCAAGCACAGACGCAUGCAGUGAGGCAGUUGGUCAGCGUCAUAGCAAGUCAGCAGCAGCAGCAGCAGCAGCAACAGCAGCCGCCACUGCCACCAGCGGCAGCAGGAAGCACGCAGUCUCCAGAAGGUACACAAGGCUUGGUGAGGACUCCAGCGGUCAGCAGUGACAGUGCUGCCGGUCGUCCGUUGGAUCCCAGAUGGAUCCCCAGCGUGCCGGAAGCCCAGUUCACCUCCUGGCGAACUAGAGUGGAGGAGAUCACGGGCUUUUGGGCAUGGUGUGAGGCUUUCGGAGCGUGGUUGGCGCUCAUCCACCCUUCCUUUGUCGGAGAGCUCCGAGAGGUGCUUACUAGAAGCGUGCCUCUGUCAGACGCCGAGCUGAGCAGUGACCAGUGGGCUAGAGCCCAAAGGCUGUACCACUUGGUCAAGCAGACGUUCCAAGGAUGCCAGCGUGUCGAAGGCAUCUUUGGUGUGUACGAAGCACAGGCUGGGGUGGGCGCUUGCAACGGCCGCGAGUUGAUGCGGUUGCUGAGACAGAAGUACUCGUUGCAGACUCGGUCAGAAGCCCUGCAUUUCAGAAAUGCGGUACUUCAGUUCCGCGUGGUCAGGCCAGACAACCUCGUGGACCGGCUCAGGCAGAUCGACGCGAAAGUCUUUCAGUACCAGCAGUUGCUUAGAACUUUUCCUUUCCCUGCUCAGGUGAGAGACCUGCAGGUGAUGGAAAGCGACUUGUACAUCCUCAUGUUGCAGAAUCUUCCAGAUCCCGUGCGUGAGUUCGCGCAGCUACAUGGAGGAGAGUCUGUAGCUGAAGUCCGUAAGGCCGUGUUGUUGUACCACAACAGGACGUGCUUGGUGGGUGACGUUGGUCGUGUGCAAGAGCUGACGACCAGACCACCAAAAGGUCACGGAAGGGGCAGAGGAAGCGACAAAGACAGUUCUGCAGCUGAGGAUGGCCCGCCUUCUGGCGGGAAGGUUGGUGGCAAGGGAGACAGCAAAGGUAAAGGGAAAGGCAAAGGAAGCAAGACCAGGUCCACGUCGCAGGACGGCAGUGGCAACAAGGGCAUUGUCUGCUGGGAGUGUGGCAAGCCUGGGCACGUCGCCAAGGAGUGUGCCAACAAGCGCUCUCAGUCUGCUGGCCGAGAGCGGAAAAAGGACAUAGUCUGCCACCGUUGUGGCAAGCCUGGCCACGUGAAACGGGACUGCCGAGUGAGAUUGGCUGCGUUAGGCUCAGAACAGGCUGGUCCUGACAAUGACCCAGCCGGUGAGGAGGCCAAGGUCGUCAUGACGUUGAGUUCUCAUGUACAGAGGGCUGUAGAGUCUACUGUAGAGAGUGUGAGUGUCGUGCGCACUUCGCCGGAGGCAGAGUGGCUUGUGGAUAGCGGGGCUACGUCUCACAUCGUUUCUCGUCAGUUCCUGUCAUGCUACAGUGUUGCUCAUAGCUAUGAGGGUUUGUCGUGUGAGCUUAGGGCCGCAAACGGAGCGCUGAAAGAGACCUUUGGCAUCGUGGAUGUCGAAGUCAAGUUUUCUUGCAAGAGCAGAGGCAAGCCACUCACCAGAACGUUUGUGUUGUCGAGGUGCAUAGUCGCGGAUACACCCCUGAACGUCAUGUCGCCGUUUGUGUUGUACAAAAACGGUUGGCGCACAGUUCUUGCAGAUGAGAAGGCGUCCUGUCUGCACUAUCGCAGAGACCUCAAAGUUGGGUUGGUUGUGAAGGACCGUGCUUGGUGGACUGUUGCUCGUUUGCCUUCAGCCCAGAGCAAGAAGGGAGACUCUCAAGCUGAAGCCCCGCGCGGGCCUCAGCCUAUGGACCUGAGCGCUCUGACUGCUGGCAUGUCACCGUCCCAAGUUGCUCCACAAGUCGUUGAGGCAGGUCGUUUAACUUUCUUGCUGCGGGGUCUUGGAGACACGCCGCGCGUUGAGGACAAAGGCCGGCGACGUGUUAGCUUUCAGGAGCCUACUGCUGUUGAGGCUCAGCCGACGGAGGUUGUUGGAAACUCGUCAAGUGAAGCGUUUGGGUCCCGUAGUGCUGUUGGCUUGAGUGUUCCUUCGUUAAGCGCUUUGCGUGGGAAUCGUGAGGGUGUCAGUGCUGGCGAGCGUGUGGACCUUGAGUUGGUGUGUGCAGGUGAGGACUCUGUGUUGAGCGAGCCUGUGGACCAUCCCAUUCCGAGCCUUGAAGAGGGGGAGGCGAUCGCCGCCGAGGAUCCCACUGAUCCGCUAGACCCGUCAGAAGUUGAACUUGGCGCUGGUGGUACUUACCAGCACGUGGCCCAGGGCCAUUUCCCUUUUCUUGCUUCGUGCACUUCGUGUUGCAGGGCAUCCGGGCGAGUUCCGGCGCGUAGGCUUCGUCACACCCGUGGGAAGUGUGAGCUUGCAGCGGACUUUUGUUUCUUCGGCAGGGUUCGGUUGCUGGUCAUGGUAGUACCGUACACGGGUAUGAUCGCCUCUUGUGUGAUGGAUGGGUCGGACCAUGACCGAAAUGUGAGACAAGUCAACCAAAUGUGGCGAGAGCUUGGCAUGACGGGCCGGACGCUUGAGACUACCAUUGACAGUGAAGGCUUGCUACAUGCAGUGUUCCGCGCAGCCGCCCGCCAGCCAAACCCGCCAGUGACAGGAGUGAGCUUUCUUGACGUUCCGCCUGACCGUCACCAAGCAAACGGUAGAGCGGAACGAGCAGUUCAAACUGUCAAGCGUGGCGUGGCGGCCAACUUGUUGUUUCUGGAAAGCAGGUUCAGGAAGCGAAUAGCUUUAGAAUCACCGCUUUUGAAACACUUGGUCCCAUAUGUUGGCCGCACGCACAACAUUUUCCAUGUUCCUCAAGCAUCAGACACCAGUGCUUUGCUUCGUGGUAGACGCGGAGGACCGAAACCUGCCACACUUCCUUUUGGGGUCCUUGCCCUAGCUAAGGCCACUGAAAGCGCACGCGUGCACGACUUGGAGCAGCUAAGUGAAAUUGUGUAUCUGGGUCCUGUUUCCACUUCCGGUGGAGGGAUGCUAGGCAUCAUGGCAGGGGACUCGAGAGUCGGACUUUCUCAUGAGGAGGCAGUCAAAGUUCGCAAGUUUCAAGCAGGGCGCAUUGUGUCUCCUUGCGUUUGGAGUUGGGAAGAUGUGCAGCAUCUAGUUGUAUCCUCAGACGCCGUGCCGGGGCAGCAAUUCCCCGCAGGCCCUGUCAGCGAGGUGCGGCCGGGCGCCGAUGACGAGCAAUCGCCUGCUGAAGCGGAUGCUCCUCCUGGUUUGGAAGGGGGUGUGGUAGUUCCAGCCUCGGGGCCCCCUAAGAAGUGGUUGUUGGAGAAUGGCUUCACCCCAGGCUGUUCGGCGUGUGGGCACAUCUCAACAAGUGGUGUGUCUCAUGGGAGAGUUCAUAACUCACACUGCCGCAAGCGAUACCGCAAGUAUCUUGAAAACGAAGCCCAGGCCCGCAGGAAGCGGAAAUCUGAGCAGGAUACUUCCGAAAGUAGUGGUUCUGGAGUGGCGCAGCCAGUGCCUCGAAGGGUUACCGGGCAGCCGCCUGCUUCGGAUAGCACGAGUGUGCCCAGCGUCCCUGCUCAGGCUGAGCCUCCUUUCUCUGUAGAUGCUUCCCCGAGUCUUAGUCCUCCAGAUCCUGGCACUGCGGGGCCUAGCCUCCCCGGAACGUCUAGCGACGCGGAUGUAGAGAUGAGCCCUGCGGAGCCUGUCCCUGAACCCAUGGAGGUAGAUGCUUUAAUCGACCAUGUCACAUGCGAAGCUGAGAAUUUGUUUUUCUUGCGAGAUGUCAAUUUUCGUCAAGUAGAGGAUGUUGUUUGGUUUGAGUCACAGUGCCUAGGGAAGAAGAUCUGGCAGUCAAUGCCCAGAAAGCCUGUUUGCGAAGCUACUGGUAGACCUCUGGACGUGGAACAGCUGAAGAAGGGUCUGAUUCGGGAGCACGAGCAGCUGACAAAACUGAAGGUUGGUUUUUGGGUCACGGAAACCGAAGCCAAACAAGGAAGUCGACGGGCUGCGAGCAAACUUUUGGGAACUCGUUGGGUUCUUGUUCAAAAGCCAGAAAAGGUGCGCGCUCGUUUGGUUUGCAAGGACUUCAGGUCAGCAGGGCUGUCAAGUUUCCGUGAAGAGUUUUACAGUCCAACAGCGGGGCUAGAGUCGCUUAGGCUGUUGCUUGCGUUAGCUCACCAGAAGCAGUGGUUCAUGUGCACAGCAGAUGCGUCGACCGCAUUCAUGUUUGCUAGUCUAGGCGACUCGUAUCAAGCCGUAGCUUUGCCACCCAGUACAGUUGGUCCAGCAAGGGAACGCCUUUUUCUGGUGUUACAAAAGGCCUUGUACGGCCUACGAAAGGCCCCUCUUUUCUGGUUCAAAGAGCUCAAAGCUGCUUUGCUGUCCCUUGGCUUUACUCCCACAUCGGAACCAACCGUUUUUCGUUUUGCAGGGGAGGGCGGUGAGUGCAUUUGCCUUGUGUUGAUUUAUGUGGAUGACUUGUUAGCAGUUGGCAAGCAGGCAACGUGCAGAUGGGCUCUGAGAGAGCUUGGCCGAAAGUACGAGAUCAAAAUCACGGGAGAAAUGAGUCCUGAGACCCCCGGGCAUUUGGAGUUCUUGGGCCGGGAAAUUCGUCGUGAAACUGCAAGUGGGCCACUCUUUCUUGGUCUAGCGCCUUCCUACUUUGACGGGAUUGAAGAGGCAAGUGGCUGUAGUUUAAAGGCAACGCCAACACCGCCAGCAUUGCACAAGUACGUUGACGAAAACGGGGUUGACAAGCAACUCGAGGCCGACCGUGCUGGGCAGUUCCGUACCGUAUUGGGCAAGCUAGCAUGGUUUUCGUUGACCGUCCCAGUCCUUGCGUAUCAGAUCAGUUGGUGUUCGUCCUACCAACAGAGUCCCACUGAAAUGAGCGAGCAGGGCCUCAAAGAAGUCCUCAAGUACGCUAAGAGAAUCCCUGAAACCACGCGUGGCAACUAUCCACUGUUACUGUACACAGACAGCGAAUCUGGCCAGCACAUUUCAGACAUGCAAGGCCUGCUGCGUCGCAUCAAGCAUGUGGAGUUGAGGGCGUUGUUGGUGCAAGAGCUUACUGAGAGCGGACGUCUCAAAGUGUAUUUUGUAGCGGGGUCUGCCAACCCGUCAGAUGCACUCACAAAGUCCAGCGACAAGCACCAUGCGUUGCUCUUGAUCCUUGCUCUUGGAAUGUCGGAAGGGGAUGCUUCUUGGGCGGAUCAAGUCGUGAGCGUACUCGGCCCGGUCAGUCCGCAAAACAGGCGGCGCAUCACCGAAGGCAUUCAGAGAGGCUUGGCUCGCGUUGUCCCGCGUUCCUCUGUACGCUUGUCGCAUGAUCCAGUGUUGCAGUGA